ACAUUUCAACUUUCAAGGAAUAAAACCUCGCAGGUGCAAGAUAGCAGUAUCGACUAUCGUCCCCUCAGCAGUCAGCAUACACCUGCUGUUACCAAAUUAUCGCAGGAGGGCAAUCGCUUGGCAUUGAGGAACGAUGCAGGCCGUAACGAGGCGAUUAGGGCACCAAUAUCUCAAACCUUCACAUUCAGUUUCAGCUUUCAAGUCUUUCGAUCUCCUCUCCGAUCACUAUGGAAUUGAUACCCCGCGAUAUGCAUCUACGCUCACAGCCUCUAAAGGUGUUGGGCAUCUGGUUCGGAAGGGAACUGGCGGUAGAUCGUCUGUUAGUGGAAUUGUUGCUACCGUUUUUGGUGCUACUGGGUUUCUUGGGCGGUAUCUUGUGCAGCAGCUUGCUAAAAUGGGUUCUCAAGUUUUGGUACCUUUCCGAGGAUCUGAGGACUGUCAUCGUCAUCUCAAGUUAAUGGGCGAUUUGGGUCAGAUUGUUCCAAUGAAGUACAACCCUAGAGAUGAGAGUUCAGUUAAAGCAGUGGUGGCAAAGGCUAAUGUUGUAAUCAAUCUUAUUGGGAGGGAAUAUGAGACAAGGAAUUAUAGCUUUGAGGAAGUGAACCACUAUAUGGCUGAACAGCUUGCAGCAAUUUCAAAAGAACACGGUGGAAUCAUGCGAUUUAUACAGGUUUCGUGUUUGGGGGCAUCUCCAACAUCUCCCUCCAGAAUGCGCAGAGCAAAAGCUACAGCUGAAGAGGCUGUUUUAAGAGAAAUUCCAGAGGCAACAAUAUUGAAACCUGCUGUGAUGAUUGGUACUGAGGAUAGAAUUUUGAACCCAUGGGCACAAUUUGCAAAAAAUUAUGGCUUCCUGCCACUUAUUGGAGGUGGUACUACAAAGAUUCAACCAGUAUAUGUUACUGAUGUUGCCUCUGCAAUUAUUGCUUCAUUGAAAGACGACGGUACCAGCAUGGGAAAAGUUUAUGAACUUGGUGGACCAGAGAUUUUCACAGUGCACCAAUUGGCUGAGCUUAUGUACGACGUGAUCCGUGAAUGGCCUCGCUAUGUGAAGGUUCCUUUCCCAAUUGCUAAGGCAAUCGCAACACCUCGAGAGCUACUGCUCAAGAAAGUUCCGUUUCCACUGCCAACUCCAUCAAUAUUUAAUUUGGAUGUGAUUGAGGCCCUUACCACUGAUACACUUGUGUCAGAAAAUGCUUUAACAUUUGAAGAUCUUGGAAUUGUCCCACACAAACUGAAGGGAUAUCCAGUUGAGUAUCUUAUCCAAUACCGUAAAGGUGGACCACAAUAUGGCUCUACAGUUAGUGAAAAAAUAUCUCCCGAUUCUUAUCCAUGAGGUUGUUUGGAUAUUCAGUUUGAACACAAUUGUCACUGUGAGAACAGGUAUUUGUUGCCAUGAUUGGUUCAGCAUAUGAUAUAAAUUCUUUUCCAGAACAACAUUUUGAAUCAGUUGACUAACUGUUUAAGAGCCUUAUUUUCCCCUGAAACAAACCAGGGAAUAAUAAAGAGUAGUUUUCUUUUUCAGCAAUCCUUAUGACUGUAUAUUGUUGAGAAAAUUUCUGUUAUUCUGGAAAAGACAGGUGGUUUUAUUGGUUGGUUUUCAAACCAAAAUUAAGGACACAUUCAGAGGAUCA
Molecule: messenger RNA, 1631 nt
Organism: Ipomoea nil (Japanese morning glory)
Lineage: Eukaryota; Viridiplantae; Streptophyta; Magnoliopsida; Solanales; Convolvulaceae
Product: NADH dehydrogenase [ubiquinone] 1 alpha subcomplex subunit 9, mitochondrial-like
Exons: 12
Coding region: 134-1333 (399 amino acids)
Cellular component (GO): mitochondrion
Molecular function (GO): protein-containing complex binding
Source: RefSeq, a predicted model, not a curated record